AUGUCUUCCUCAAAUUAUACAUCAGAAGAAAGUUCUUCAGAUCGUAACGUAGAGAUAUGGAAAAUAAAAAAACUAAUAAAAAGUUUAGAAAUGGCUAGAGGAAAUGGUACGAGUAUGAUUUCAUUAAUUAUACCACCUAAGGAUCAAAUUUCAAGAGUAAGCAAAAUGUUGGCAGAUGAAUUUGGAACUGCCUCAAACAUAAAAUCAAGAGUUAAUAGACUUUCUGUCUUAAGUGCUAUUACAUCUGUACAACACAGAUUAAAGCUUUAUACUAAAGUUCCUCCGAAUGGACUUGUAAUAUAUUGUGGAACAAUUGUUACUGAGGAAGGAAAAGAAAAAAAAAGCGGAGUAGAAUUGGAAUUAGUGGAAUGCCAACCUUUAUUAGAAUGGCUAGCUAACAAUUACAAAAGUUUUGGUGCGACACUUGAAAUCAUAACAGACAAAUCUCAAGAAGGUUCACAAUUUGUCAGAGGGUUUGGUGGUAUAGGAGGUCUUCUUCGUUAUAAAGUCGAUUUUCAAAGCAUGCAAUUAGAUGAUUUAGACAUGGGGAAUGAGUAUGACAUUGACGAUUAUUAG
Molecule: messenger RNA, 576 nt
Organism: Pediculus humanus corporis (human body louse)
Lineage: Eukaryota; Metazoa; Arthropoda; Insecta; Psocodea; Pediculidae
Product: eukaryotic peptide chain release factor subunit, putative
Exons: 5
Coding region: 1-576 (191 amino acids)
Biological process (GO): cytoplasmic translational termination
Cellular component (GO): cytosol; translation release factor complex
Molecular function (GO): translation release factor activity, codon specific; sequence-specific mRNA binding
Source: RefSeq, a predicted model, not a curated record